Messenger RNA from Onychomys torridus (southern grasshopper mouse), 1163 nucleotides. It is a transcript of the gene Mix23, whose product is annotated as coiled-coil domain containing 58. Lineage: Eukaryota; Metazoa; Chordata; Mammalia; Rodentia; Cricetidae. The record is from RefSeq and is a predicted model, not a curated record. The transcript is spliced from 5 exons. Gene Ontology annotation, cellular component: mitochondrial intermembrane space; mitochondrion.
GCGAGCGUGAGGGACGUGCAGGAAGGGUGGAGGACCAGGCCCGACGCCUUGCCUGCCCGGGCAUGGAGACAGAGCAAGGGCGAUGCAUGCCAACCGUGCAGUGCUGAGUAGUGUUUGAGGACGGUACAAGUGAGUCACACACGCGGAGGGACCGGAGGCCCAGGGCCCUACGGCGUGCGGGCUCCUGGAAUGUCCCUGAAGGAAGCCUGCUUUCCACUUAUUUAAAAAAAAAAAAAAACACAUUUAGUCAUUCUCACCGCUUGCCCACCCUCGCCGUCCCAAACGCCCUUGUUUUUCGACGCUUCUUCGGGGUCUCGUUCCUCCAUCACAAGCACCCCUAUGCUCUAGGAACAGAGUGUUAAGGCUUGGAGGAGGGCGAGCCCCCACCCCGCGCUCAGCUCCCGGCUCACACGCCUUGCAAUCAGGCAGCACCGCGGACACCUCUGCUCCGCGGUGAUUGGCCAGCUGCGGGGUCCUCGCGUUCGUCCAAUAUGGCGGCGCCCAGUGGCGGUGUGAACUGUGAAGAGUUCGCCGAGUUCCAGGAAUUACUCAAGGUGAUGAGGACAAUUGAUGACAGAAUAGUACAUGAAUUAAACACUACGAUUCCAACAGCUUCCUUUGCAGGGAAAAUUGAUGCCAGCCAAACCUGUAAACAACUUUAUGAGUCUUUGAUAGCAGCUCAUGUCAGUAGGGACAGAGUUAUAAAGAAUUGUAUAGCUCAGACCUCAGCAGUAGUAAAAUAUCUCUGAGAAGAGAGAGAAAAGAACCUGGAUGACUUAAUGUUAUUAAAGCAACUUAGAAAAGAACAGACAAAGUUGAAAUGGAUGCAGUCAGAACUAAAUGUCGAAGAAGUGGUAAAUGACAGGAGCUGGAAGGUGUUUAAUGAACGCUGCCGAAUUCACUUCAAGCCUCCAAAGAAUGAGUAGAGAGUUUUGUUUUGUUUUUUUUUAAAGACCUGGUCAUCUCAUCAACUAAGCAUGACAGAUGUCAGCAGGGCAGGCUCCUGAGGAUGGUCUCUGAGCCAGCAGGCCAAGGCCUUUGGUUGACUUCAGCCCCUUUUAGCCAAGACCUCAAAUCUAAUUCUCAUAAUUAUAAAAUAAUCAAUUGCUAUUUUAUACUGAUUCUGUAAAAAUGUUUUGUAACUAUUAAAAUAAUUUUCUGAC